Messenger RNA from Syngnathus typhle (broad-nosed pipefish), 2220 nucleotides. RefSeq names its product zinc finger matrin-type 1 (gene zmat1). The transcript is spliced from 7 exons. Gene Ontology annotation, molecular function: zinc ion binding; nucleic acid binding. Bases 35 to 1777 code for a protein of 580 amino acids. The record is from RefSeq and is a predicted model, not a curated record. NCBI's taxonomy places the organism in Eukaryota, Metazoa, Chordata, Actinopteri, Syngnathiformes, Syngnathidae.
CACGCCUGCGCAGUGCGCACCAGUCGGGGCUAAAAUGGACCUGCUGAACGUCAGUGCUCCGCUGUCAGUGGAGUCUGGCGCUCAAAAUAACAUUGGUAAUGCCCUUUUAGCGACUCCUACCACAGAACCUGAUAAAGUAAUAAACAUUAAAACUGAUAGUACCCAGAUCGGAGUUAAUGUGAGUGAUGAAGAACUCCUCAAAGGUCUCCUCACUGAUCAACACUGCCAUAUAUGUGAAGCUGUGCUGUUGUUUGAGGCUCAGCGGCUGUCACAUUAUGAGGGGAAAAAACAUGCCAUGAAGUUGAAACAGUACUUGCACAACAAGCGGAAUGAAAUGAGACAAACAGAGUCUGCAGGACUACUGUACCGCAUGCCGAACGAUAAAGGUCGUUUCUGUGAGCUGUGCAACAUGGUAUUUACUUCUCCCGUGGUAGCAAAGUCACAUUACAAAGGCAAAGUCCACAUGAAGAAUCUCAGGAAACAAAAUCUUCAAAAGACAGUGAACAACAUAGACGGCAGUAUUUUAGCCAGCCCUGUUUCGGACCGUGCUAUACAAGACCGCACGUCAGGAUCAGAGGCCGGUACAGACCCGACAUCUAAUCCAAAUGCCGCCAGUUCAGACGCAAACGAGCACUGUGUCUUGUGUGCGGCCUCCUUCAACAAUCCCCAAACGGCGCUGCAACACUACAACGGCCGCAAGCACCAAAGGAAGAAGGCCAGACUGGAGAUGUUCAAAGACCUUGAAGAUGCUCAAGAAGAAAACCCACUCACGUGCGCCAUCUGUAAUUUGCAAUUGAACUCAGUUGAGAUGUACCAAGCCCAUAUGCAGGGGAACAAACACCAUGCUAGGAAGAGGAAGGUAUCCAAACUAUGCAAAAGCCGACAGAAAUCCUACAGCACGUUUACCGACGAACUUGCACACUACAUCGAAGUGCAGAAAGCCCGCGGACUCGCACCCAAGAUUGGCACCAUUCCACCUCAGGAUGAAGAGCAGAAUGAAGGCGAUCAAGUAGAAGCAGUAGCGGGUUUAGAAAUGGGGCACAUGACCCAGAAAAAACAGACUUCUCCCAUGUAUGACCCCCAUUCACAUUAUCGUGCCCCUCACUCCAGUGUUGAAGUUUUCCAACCUCCGUUUAUGGGCCUUCCCUGGCCAUCCAGUGGUUGGGACUGCAAUCGUGCUCCGUCUUUCCCACAUUCAAGGCCUUUGUUGGACUCCGAUGCUCGACCUCUGAAGAGACGAAAAAAGUGCUCGAGCUCCUCCUCGUAUUCUACCUCAUCAUCUUCCUCCUCGUCAUAUUCGUCUUUCACGAGCAGUGGAGCGAGUGAUAGUGAUGAAGAUGAUCGCAGGCAAAGAGAGAGGCGCAGGACCAAAAGAUCUCGAAGGGAAAGAGGAAGACGAUCAACAGCUGCGAGCUCAGACAAGAUGAGGCAUAGGCAUCAAAAGCGAGCACAUGAUGAUCACUCGGAAGAGAGGAUGAGGGAUGAUCAUGGAGAAUCAGGGGGAGAGAGAAGAAAGAAGCACAAAUGCCACAGCAAGCAGAGACGGCAAGAAAAGCAACAAGUGGCAGAAGCAGAUGGGAUCAAGGAUGACAUAGCGCCAACGGUCGUGACUGAAACUAGAGAAGAGAUAGAAGCCAAUGUUGGACAGCAGCAGAGUGACAGACAGGAAGACCAUGCCAAUGUGAAAUCGAGAAAAGACAAGAAGAGAACAAAAAGCAUCCCGGACAAUAGGACUGAGGAAGAAAAGUUGUGGGAUGAUUCCAUUCUUGGCUGUUGAAUACAGACAUUUAUUUAAAAUGACGGUUUCUAGUAGUUUUCAAGACAAUUGAAAAGACUUGUCAAAGCCACUUUGCUUUUAAUCCCUUCAACAGCCUGUGGUGGGCGCUUUUGGGUCAUUGAGGGCCCUUGUGGAACCUUUAGUCAUUUCAUCUCAUGAAGCCUUGUGGGCUAGCUUCCAGAGAUGCCGCUCGGGUAACAUUGUGAACGAGCUCAAAUAUGGCUCACAACCGAAUAGCUAUUUUUAAAAUCAAUAUAAGUGGUAGCUAGUUGCUUGCCCUUGAGCAAGAGAUCGUCCCCACCCUCCCUGCUCAAGUGUUGCGGUGCAUCACUCACUCUGAAUCUUUGCUCGCUUUUAUGUGAGGCCUGCAACACAUCAGAUACAGCAGAGUUGGAUUCCCCCUUGAUAAUAUUUUAAUGACUAAAAUAAAUUAUAUUAGCUUA